Molecule: messenger RNA, 1896 nt
Organism: Gastrolobium bilobum
Lineage: Eukaryota; Viridiplantae; Streptophyta; Magnoliopsida; Fabales; Fabaceae
Exons: 2
Coding region: 1-1896 (631 amino acids)
Source: RefSeq, a predicted model, not a curated record
AUGGCUCCUGAAACUAGAUCACGAUCGUUUGAUGACAGAUUGGAUCACACACAAGCAAAAAUUGAGGUUUUGAAGGAACAAAUGACAAAGAAAUUUCAGGAAAUCGCAUGCAAGCUAGAUGCCAUUUUUGAUAACCACAGAGAACACACGGCAACUUCAGGUUCAACAUCCAAUCACUCCAAUCUGAAAGAUAACCAAGCAGCACAUAAUUUACGUCUCAAAGUACCCAAGUUCGAUGGGUCAUGCGAUCCUCAUGAUCAGAAGCUUCGGAUUGCUCCAAUCUAUUUUGAUGGAAAAGCUCUGGCCUGGUAUCAAUGGCUAUGCAAGAACACCAAUAUUGCAUCGUGGGAAUCUUUUCUACAAGCACUUCAAGUACUAUUUGGUCCGUCAGAAUUAGAAGACUACCAAGGACAGUUAUCCAAGCUCAUGCAAAAAGGAUCUGUUCUGGAAUAUCAAGAGAAAUUUGAGACACUUUCAAAUAAGGUACAUGGCUUAUCUAAAUCCUUCUUACUUAGUUGCUUUGUAUCAGGAUUGAAACCAGUAAUUCAACAAGAAGUGGCUUCAUUUCGUCCAUCGAUAAUGACUAGAGCCAUAUCCUUAGCCAAGAUUCAAGAAGCAAAACUGUCACUCAAAGAGGUACCACCUAAACCGUACUCCCCAUACCCACCUAAAUUGCACUCUCCAUACCCACCUUUGCUACCAACUCCAAAAACCUCACUAAAUCAAUUCAAUCCUAAAACCACUACCACUGUUAAUACUACUUAUCUACCGAAACCAUAUACCCAGAAACUAACCCAAAGCCAAAUACAAGAACCUAGAGACAAAAAUCUUUGUUUUACAUGUGGUGAAAAAUAUUUCUUUGGCCACAAAUGUAAAGCCUCUGCCCAUAUUCUGAUUGUUCCAGAUGAAGAUAUUUCUCAUUGUUCUUCUGAUAUCAUAACAGAAGACCCAAACCCCAAUGUUUGCAUUGAAACUGAUUGCAGUGAAUCAAUAACACCACAAAUUAGCCUCCAUGCAUUAUCUGGGAUUAUGGUACCUCAAACACUACGCUUCCUUAGCUACAUUGGCGAAUCAAAAAUGAGCUUGCUAGUUGAUAGUGGCAGCACUCAUAACUUCUUACAACCAAAGGUAGUAUCAGCCCUCAAUUUUCCUAUGUCUUCUGAUCGAAAAUUUGAUGUCAUGGUUGGAAAUGGCCAAACCCUCAAAUGUGAAGGUUUUUGGCAAGGUGUACCUGUUCAAAUACAACAACACAUCUUCUUAGUGGUUUUUUAUGUUCUUCCAAUUCACGGGGCAGACAUGGUGUUGGGAGUUCAAUGGCUCCAAAUUCUGGGACCAGUGGUGCUAGACUAUAGCAAACUAACCAUGGAGUUUGCAUGGGCAGGAGAGACAAUCAAACUGCAAGGAGAUAAACAUGCAGGUCCUAUAUCCUUAAAUCAAUUUCGAAAAUUACAGCACAGAGGACAGGUAGCUUCUCUGUUUCAACUAACACUGUUGGAUUCGGUUAUAUCAGAACCACCUCCUGAUAAUUGUCCUGAAGUUCAACUCAUACUCUCAGAUUUUGAAGAGUUAUUCAAUGAACCGAAGGAAAUUCCACCUUAUAGAGUAUUGGAUCAUGAGAUUCAUUUACAACCACAGGUUUCUCCAAUUAAUGUGAGGCCAUAUAGAUACCCUCACUAUCAAAAUGUUGAAAUUGAAAAGCAAGUCCAACAGAUGCUUGAUUCUGGAUUCAUAAGGCUAAGCACUAGUCUUUUUUCAUCUCCAGUGCUAUCAGUUAAAAAAAAAGAUGGGACUUGGAGAUUUUGCAUUGACUAUAGAGCCUUGAAUAACAUCACCAUCAAGGAUCGCUUCCCUAUUCGAACAACAGAUGCGUUGAUGGAUGAGUUAGGUGGUUCAUAA